Molecule: messenger RNA, 1017 nt
Organism: Caenorhabditis briggsae
Lineage: Eukaryota; Metazoa; Nematoda; Chromadorea; Rhabditida; Rhabditidae
Exons: 3
Coding region: 1-1017 (338 amino acids)
Source: RefSeq, a predicted model, not a curated record
AUGCGUACCGAUGUGGGCUCCAUCUCUUUAAUGUGUAUUCUCUCCACACUGACGUCCGGCGUCUUCGGAUAUCUACCAACCGAGGACCUCACCAAUUCCAUAAUCCCUGGAAAUGGCGGAUUUCCAGUUGUACCUACAGACACCAUCAUUCCAACAGAUGGUGAUGAAGAUGGCUCCCCAGACGAAGAUUCAGAAGACACGGACAUCUAUCGAAAGAAGACGUCGACAUUCAGAAGACGUAACAUAAAUGCUCCAUUCGGAGGACGCGUCCCCUUCAGCAGAAUGGCUUAUAAGUCCGGGUAUGGCUCGAAUCGGGGAUUUCCAAGACCGAUGGGCAACGGUUUCUACGAACGACCAUCGAAUCCAUAUGGUACCGUUAAUCUUGGUGGUGGAUCCCCAUACGCCCCACCAGAUGAAUACAAUGUGCGCCCCACUGCACCAUUCUCCGGGCUGAUUGGUGGAAGUCGUGCUGGCUACUACGGGAGUACUGUAGGCAUGAGAAGAGGAGCUGUACCGCCGAUGAGCUCGAGGAAGUCAAAAAUGGGUCCGCCACAAACUGAAUAUCCACCUGACUACGCUUCCAACGAUCUUAUGAGUAGCUUCAAUGGAGCUACCAACUCAGCAAUCCCUUCUCUUCGGGAACUUGCCACGUACGCUUCACGCUAUGGUCCCGCCUAUCUUCGUGAACGAUUCGGAGCUCAUGAGGAACGUCUUCCGUAUGGUGGAGGACCACAAGUGCCACCACGUGGCGGUGGAAUGCCAAUUGACUUCAAUAUGAACAUUGCGUCGAACCAUUGGAACAAAGGACCGAUGGGAAUCAUGUCGAGAGAUGUUGAUUCUUAUCAACAUGACGAUGCGGCGAAAACAAACAAAAAGACAUCAACCACCACUACCGGCUCGCCGAGCACGAGCACAAGGAAACCGAGGAAGGCGAGGAAACCAGCCAAGAAGACCAGCACCACGACAACCACAGUGAAGCCGAUGAAGACGAAGAAGGCAGCUGGAAAAGAAAAUUGA